This is a messenger RNA of Engraulis encrasicolus (European anchovy), 2642 nucleotides long. RefSeq lists its product as uncharacterized. The transcript is spliced from 3 exons. The record is from RefSeq and is a predicted model, not a curated record. Bases 128 to 1630 code for a protein of 500 amino acids. Lineage: Eukaryota; Metazoa; Chordata; Actinopteri; Clupeiformes; Engraulidae.
UAUAUACGCAGAUGUGACUGACUGUGCAUGUGAAAAACAGUUAAUCUGUGAUGGGUGCAAGCUUCCUGGGGACACCAAUGACAAUGGUUGUUUGAUCACAGGAUUGUUGCUGCGUCUGUUGACCAAGAUGCAAGAUCAACAGACCGGCCCGAAGGAUGCUAAAACGAACAGUCAGAAGCUGCUGGAACGACUCUUGUGUGAAUUCAACACGUCAGGCACUCUGGACUUCAGCACAUAUCCGAGCCACAUCAAACUGCAGUCACUCUACUGCACCCUGAACAAGCUCCUGCUGAAGAGCUUUGCAUCGACUGGUUUCUGUAGGAUCGCCUGUGUUCCAAAGGACUCUUCAUUUGAUGACCUCUUGAUAUCGGCAUUGACCAAAGAACUGCUGAGCCAGUGUGAUUCAGAAGGUACACCUAUUCCAUCAGCCUCAUGUGCCCCAUCAGCCCCAGGUGCCCCACCUCCAGCCCAUGUGGUUUUGCCAGCCCACGUGUGCAUUGCCAAGGAGCCUCAAGUGUCUGGCGGCAGACCCUCAAGUCCCACCAGUGUCACCUCAUCACCCGAAAUCACCCCAAAAAGGCCUGGGAGGGAGAUUUUCCUGAAGUUGAAAGGUGCCCUUGGAAGCCUGCAAAAACCUGUGGCACGACACCCAUCUCACUCAGGCGAUAGACCUGCUCAGUGCCCUAUGGUGGCAGAUUAUGGAAGUGAUUCCCAUGACCUGACCUGUAUGGCAAAGACCCUGGAGAAACUCCUGUCCAAUGGCAAUAUUGACAACAUCGCAAAGGGCCUUGUGGAUCAAAUCCAGGCUGUUCGGCAGGACAGAAGCUCAACUCAAACUACUCUGGAUGGAAAAAGUACCCCUGAGUCUGGGUCUGAGACAGCUCCCCAGAAGACACAGAGUGCCACUCAGGUAGUAUACUCUAUUACCGAGCAGGCCAUUAAGGGAUUGCUGCAGCCCUACCUUCUCCCUCUGGUGGAAUGGAAUGCUGGUCAAGAUGGCUGCAAGCUUUCUGGGGGCACCAAUGACAAUGGCUGUUUGAUCACCGGAUUGUUGCUGCGUCUAUUGACCAAGUUGCAAGAUCAGCAGACCGGCCCGAAGGAUGCUAAAACGCACACCCAGAAGCUGCUGGAAUGCCUCAUCAACACAUCAGGCACUCUGAACUUCAGCACAUAUCCGUACCACAUCAAACUGCAGUCACUGUACCGCACUCUGAACAUGCUCCUGCUGAAGAACUUUGGAUCCCAGGCCAUCCUGCAGAAAUCAGUCGAUGCAAAUGACUCUUCAUUUGAUGACCUCUUGAUGUCAGCAUUGACCCAAGAGCUGCUGAACCAGUGUGAUACGGAAGUUACAACUAUUCCAUCAGCCCCAGGUGCCCCAUCAGCCCCAGGUGUAACACCCCCACCUGAGCCUCAGUCAGGAAGCACAGGCAGCAAGACACGCAAGAGGUGGUUCAGCUUCAAGAUCCUAAAGAGACGCAACAAGAACAGAGUGUCUCCCUCUGAUGCCACCCAUCCUGACACAAAUCAGAGACAUAGUGCUGAUGCAGAUGUGCUCGUCCAGAGGCCUCGUAAACGCUCCAUGCUCAUGAGAUUGUUCACUAGUUGCUUCAAAGGCGCAGAGGAUUCCUGAACCACCCCCACCUCACACACACACACACAGACACACAGACACACAGACACACACACACACACACAGACAUGCACGUACACACACAUACACACACAAAUGCACACACACACUAAAGGUUACGUCUGUAACCCGGGUUCUCUGAGGGAGAUAAACGAGACAUCUCACUAUGGGUUGCACCCUCUUACAUGAUAUUUGUGGAAGCCAGCCUUCAAUCAAUGCCGCUAGGCCGGUGAGCGGCGUGCAUCCAGGGUAUGCCGUGGAUGCCGUGCACUGCUCACUCUGCGCAGACCUAGGGGGCGUACAAGUAGGUCUUUCUCUUUCCCUUCUUCCCUCUAGUGGACUGGGGUGACGCAUGAUGUGUCCCAGGCGUGUCCUGGGGAGGAGACCGCCUGAAGCAAAGUCUUGUCAAAGUCUGUCCCCUGAGGAUCUGGGGCUCCGAGGGGGCUCCCAAGGCGGGUCCCCAUGGCCUGAACUCAUGGAGGGCCUUGCCCAGUGAGGGUUGUCCGGGGCCGGGGAGGGGCCCUGCGGCAACGGGGGCAAGCGGAACAGCUGAGGCUGGAGCGGCGGAACCAUAGCUUUAAAAGCAGGUUGCUGCUUCUUAAGUGCUUCGAAUUGCUGUGGGACAGCCUCGGCGGCAGUAUUGAGCAAAUGCCCCGCCUGCGCUGAAGCCCUGUACGACUUGUCAUAGAGGGAUGUGAAGAGGCGGUCCGCUGAACGCGUCGACAUAGGGGGCGUGGCAGCCAGGGCUGAUGAGGCAGAUGAUUGGCAAGGGACUGCACCAUGGGGGGCAUGCGGUCCCAGCCUUUCUCUUCAGCCGUUCGGUUUUAUACACCAAACCGUACCCCGAACGUACAGUACGCAGCUCAUCGGCCUGGCAGCAUUGAUUGAAGGCUGGCUUCAAAAAAUGUCACGCAAGAGGGUGCAAUCCAUUGUGAGAUGUUGAGUGAAGUCGACCGAAAGAGACCGCGCACACACACACACACACACACACACACACACACACACACACACA